AUGGCUCUGAGCCUGGAGUCUACAACAAGCUUUCAUAUGCUCACCGUGUCCGGAAGCACUGUGACUGAGCUGCCUGGUGACUCCAACGUGUCCCUCAACAGUUCCUGGUCCGGCCCAACAGAUCCCAGCUCCCUGAAAGACCUUGUGGCCACGGGUGUCAUCGGGGCAGUGCUCUCAGCCAUGGGUGUGGUGGGCAUGGUGGGAAAUGUAUACACUUUGGUGGUCAUGUGCCGGUUUCUGCGUGCCUCGGCCUCCAUGUACGUCUAUGUGGUCAACCUAGCGCUGGCUGAUCUGCUGUACCUGCUGAGCAUUCCCUUCAUCAUAGCCACCUACGUCACUAAGGACUGGCACUUUGGAGAUGUGGGCUGCAGAGUCCUCUUUAGCCUGGACUUCCUGACAAUGCACGCCAGCAUCUUCACCCUGACCAUAAUGAGCAGCGAACGCUAUGCAGCCGUACUGAGGCCUCUGGACACAGUCCAGCGCUCCAAGGGUUACCGUAAGCUGCUGGUGCUGGGCACCUGGUUGCUGGCACUGCUGCUGACCCUACCCAUGAUGCUUGCCAUCCAGCUGGUCCGCAGGGGCUCUAAGAGCCUCUGCCUGCCAGCCUGGGGCCCUCGUGCCCACCGUACUUACCUAACGUUGCUCUUUGGGACCAGCAUUGUGGGGCCUGGCUUGGUCAUUGGGCUGCUCUAUGUCCGUCUGGCCAGGGCCUACUGGCUAUCUCAGCAAGCUUCUUUCAAGCAGACACGGCGGCUGCCCAACCCCAGGGUGCUCUACCUCAUCCUUGGUAUCGUCCUUCUCUUCUGGGCCUGCUUUCUACCCUUCUGGCUGUGGCAGCUGCUGGCCCAGUACCACGAGGCCAUGCCACUGACUCCCGAGACUGCACGCAUUGUCAACUACCUGACCACCUGCCUCACUUAUGGCAACAGUUGCAUCAAUCCCUUCCUCUACACUCUGCUCACCAAGAACUAUCGAGAGUACCUACGUGGCCGCCAGCGGUCACUGGGUAGUAGUUGCCACAGCCCAGGGAGUCCUGGCAGCUUCCUGCCCAGCCGAGUCCACCUCCAGCAGGACUCGGGCCGCUCGCUGUCCUCCAGCAGCCAACAGGCCACAGAGACCCUCAUGCUGUCUCCAGUCCCCCGUAACGGGGCCCUUCUCUGA
Molecule: messenger RNA, 1161 nt
Organism: Rattus norvegicus (Norway rat)
Lineage: Eukaryota; Metazoa; Chordata; Mammalia; Rodentia; Muridae
Gene: Uts2r
Product: urotensin 2 receptor
Exons: 1
Coding region: 1-1161 (386 amino acids)
Biological process (GO): regulation of blood pressure; G protein-coupled receptor signaling pathway; blood circulation
Cellular component (GO): plasma membrane; membrane
Molecular function (GO): G protein-coupled receptor activity; urotensin II receptor activity
Source: RefSeq, marked provisional